CGACGGUAAAUUUUCGUUCUAAGUUAAACUUUCAAUUUUAUCUUGAUAGUGCGUUAACCAACAUAAUGAAGACAGAAGAUAUCGACGAGACGAAUGGAGAAGAUAUCAAUGAACCUGAGCAACAGCGCAAACUUUUUAUUGGUGGCCUUAGCUUUGAUACAACAAAUGAAAGUUUGAGUGCAUACUUUACUAAAUUUGGAGAAGUAACCGAUUCAGUUGUGAUGAUGGACCCAAAAACCAAGAAAUCAAGAGGUUUCGGAUUUGUCACAUUUAAAAGAAUCAAAAUGGUUGAUGCUGUUAUGAGUGAACGACCACAUAAAUUAGAUGGAAGAACGGUCACACCAAAACGUGCCGUUUCCAGAGAGGAUUCAGAAAAACCUGGUGCACAUGCAACGGUAAAGAAAAUUUUUGUUGGUGGAAUAAAAGAUGACACAACAGAACAACAUCUUAAAGAUCAUUUUCGAAAAUUUGGGAUUGUGGAACUUGUUGAGGUGAUGGAGGAUAGAGAAACAAGAAAAAAACGAGGAUUUGCUUUUGUUACUUUUGCUGAUCAUGAUCCUGUUGAUAAGAUUGUCAGUCAGAAAUAUCACACGAUUAAUGGACACAACUGUGAAGUGAGAAAGGCACUUCCUAAGAAUGAACUUGACAAACAUAAAAACAAACCUGGUGACAGAGGUCCACCACCACCUGAAUACAUGAGAGACAGAGAAAGAGAUUAUAGAAGAUCACCACCACCACCAGCAUAUGGACAUGACAGAUAUGGACCUCCAGGUUAUGAUCGAUACGGCCCUUCCAGUGCUUACGAUCGAUAUGCACCAAGCAGUUAUGAUCGUGGUUACCCACCUCCUCCUCGUGACUAUGAUAGAUAUGGUCCCCCUCCAAGGGAAUAUGCCAGUGAAUACGAUCGAUACAGAGAAUAUAGGGACUAUCCUAGAGAAUAUUCCCGGAGUUCCUCCGAUUACUAUAGAAGGGAAGCUUCAUAUUCUGAUCGACCAUCAUCGUAUGACUACCCGCCUCGUGAAGAAUACGUAUCAUCUUCGGAUAGAGAAAGAUCUUCUGCUCUUCCACCGAGCACUUCGGAGCGCGAUCGGGGUUACAGCAGCUCACAUACCACGUCACAUGAGAGCAGGGAUACUCGUGAUACAAGGGAUUCCCGUGAUCCUUACUCACGAAGUUCUAGUUCAGCAGCUCCGGAAUAUGAUUAUUCAAGAAAAACUGAAGGUGGCAGCAAUGGAUAUGAUUAUUCUUCUUACAUGAACAGCAGCAGCAACUAUGGUCCCAUGAAGAGCAGUUACAGUUCUCGAUCCGCUGGCCCAUACACAAGUUCUUACCCAAGCGCAGGUGCUGCUCCAAGUGGAAGCUCAGGGCAGUACAGUUCAAGUGCACGAUACUAACUAACUGUCUGCAUAGACAGUGCAGCGCAGGUUUGCCCACACAAACAUUUGUAAAUAGACGUCCUGUUUUCGAGAUGACGAAAUUUUGUCUCUCGGUUGAAAAAAGUCUAUAACUUGAAAAGGAGCCUCAGAAUUCUCACAAGGUUGUUUCAACAAACAGUUGGGCAUUUUAUAAGAAAAAGAAGUUAUAUCAAAGCAAGAAGAUUCCAAAGUUCAGUUAAGCAUCAAAUCGCUUACGAAGCAGGUCAACUAUGUUAUAGUCCUUGGUAAGCAUUACCAGUUUCUUUUGCUCGCCAGUGACAAUUUUAGAACUGAACAAAGUUGCACAUGGUUCAGUGUAGCUUAACUAACAAAGCAUUGGAAAGUGGAUAGAACUUUUCUUUGCACCUUCAGUUAAAUGUUUGUCUGAAAGCAUCAGCAUUUUCACAGGAAAGGGCUUUAAUAACAACCACAUACUGUAGUGUUGUACAUAUGUAUGUAUUCAUGGCAAUGGGAUGGUUAUUCAAAAUAAUGAAGUGAAUUUUGAGAUCAUUUAACCACUUUUGUUACAGGUGAAUGUAUUGUUAUAAAGAUUCUGAAUUAGUAAUACCUGCUUAACUGCCUUGGUUUUUUCACUGGUCCCCCUUUUAAUUUUUUUUUGUUUAUUCCAUCAUGGAGGUUAUAGUGUUCACUUGACCAUUAUCAAUUACUGUUUUUAUUACCAAUGAAAUUUUGACCUAAUUAAUAAACCACCUUUUGUAUAAUUCCGUUAAAACACUGGUAUAUCCCAAAAUAUAUUUUUAACCUAACUA
Messenger RNA from Ciona intestinalis (vase tunicate), 2185 nucleotides. Lineage: Eukaryota; Metazoa; Chordata; Ascidiacea; Phlebobranchia; Cionidae. The record is from RefSeq and is a predicted model, not a curated record.